Messenger RNA from Etheostoma cragini (Arkansas darter), 1509 nucleotides. RefSeq names its product DR1-associated protein 1 (negative cofactor 2 alpha) (gene drap1). Lineage: Eukaryota; Metazoa; Chordata; Actinopteri; Perciformes; Percidae. The transcript is spliced from 7 exons. Bases 269 to 958 code for a protein of 229 amino acids. Gene Ontology annotation, molecular function: transcription corepressor activity; protein heterodimerization activity; RNA polymerase II general transcription initiation factor activity. Gene Ontology annotation, biological process: negative regulation of transcription by RNA polymerase II; positive regulation of transcription by RNA polymerase II; transcription by RNA polymerase II. The record is from RefSeq and is a predicted model, not a curated record. Gene Ontology annotation, cellular component: nucleus; negative cofactor 2 complex.
CCAAUAGUCUUACAAUUAUUAGAUAAAAAGUAACGUCAUUUUCACGUUAUAUUUCUGUAACGUUACAAAGUUGCUCCAAUAUGACGGCUCUGGGACCAUGCGGAACCAAGCGGACCUGCUGACAACGAGUGACGACAUGCUAGCAAGUUAGCAGGGUAGCUAUCGCUAUCUUGUGUGUGCGCGGUGGAUGUGAUUUAUAUAAGAUAUAGAAUAACACUCUAGAAAAUAUUCCAUUUUAUUUUAGGUAAGCCACCCAAGUAAUUAAAUUAUGCCCAGCAAAAAGAAGAAAUACAACGCCAGAUUCCCUCCGGCAAGGAUUAAGAAGAUUAUGCAGACAGAUGAAGAAAUAGGCAAAGUGGCUGCAGCAGUACCUGUUAUUAUUUCGAGAGCCCUGGAGCUUUUUUUGGAAUCAUUGCUUACAAAGGCCUGUCAUGUCACCCAGUCUAGGAAUGCAAAGACUAUGACAACAUCACAUCUAAAGCAGUGCAUUGAGCUGGAGCAGCAGUUUGAUUUCUUAAAGGACCUAGUAGCAGCAGUGCCGGACAUGCAGGGUGAGGGGGAAGAGAACCACACGGAGGGGGGAGGAGAAAAAGUCCCACGCAGGGGUAGAAAACCAGGGUCUGGCCGCAAGAAUGGGGGGGCCGGCUCCAAAGGCAAGGACAAGAAGUUGUCUGGCACAGAAUCAGAGCAAGAGGAUGACUCUGAAGACAGCGAGACAGACGGGGACGAGGAGGACGGCUCUCAGUCAAGCACAAAUCAGCAGGCUGCAUCCAGGUUUCACAGCUCAAACGCGCCCCCCCAGUACAUGCACAUGGGCAGCAUGGCUCCCGCACAGCCCCAGGGCGGCAUGGCCUUCGCCCCCCACCCCUCCAUGAUUAGCAUCGUACCGCCUCCCCCAGGCCCCGAGCCGCACCAAAACGAGGAGGACGACGACGACGACGAAGACUACGACUCCUAGCUCCCUCCUCCUCCGCCACGCACAAACACGCACACACACUCUCUUUCAACAUUAUUUUUGGUUUCUUACGUGGUUGUCGCGGUAGCUGCUCUGAGCAGAGGAGGGAAAGACUCUACAGCGCAGCCUUCUGACAGCAAAGCCCUCGGCAGCUGGCUGGAAGACACAGCGCCGCAGGACAAAGAAAACUGGUUGUAUAUUACAUGUUUUUUUGGUUGUUGUUUUUUUUUUUUUUUUUUAAAGGUUUUAUUUUAUCCAAAAAGAAUUGGAAGAAUCCAAGAAGGAUGUUUUUUAAAAAAGUCAGUCGUUCUAUUUUGACUAUUAAAAAUGGAAGUCGUCGUUGUUUUUUGCCGUGAUCCCCCGCAGACAGGAUAGGUGUGGUUUGUGUUUUCCUUGUAGCUUUUUCUUUUGGCACUUUUCUUUACUUCCUCGAUCCUCUGUAGUAACAAUUAUGAAGUGAACCAAUUAGUCACUCAAUGUUGACUGUGGAAAAGAAAAAUCUAAGUGGUAGUUAAAGCCUUAUUCUAGCCUUUGAUGCUCAUACACAUGCAAAA